UUUCUUGCAUUGCAUUAUGAAUGGGUGGCCUUUGGGGAAACUAGAGGCACGAGUUGGCUAUCAAACAAACACAAAUUACUGGAAUACAGAGCAUAAAUCACUAUACUAGAGACUGGGGAGUCAAGACUCAAGACUCAUAAACUAAUUCACCACACCCCUCACUUAAACAAUAUCUCUUCCUAUAUAUAUCCACACACCUUAAGCUCUUACUAAUAAGACCAUCACUCUUUUUCAGCUAUGAAGGCCUCAAACCCCUUAACCCUCUCCAACAUGAUCUUCUUUGCAUUUGCACUUGUCUUCAUUUCUACAGCCCAAGGCCAAACAUGUGACAAGCCACAGCAAGCCUCCACCCUCCAAGUCUUCCAUGUCAACAGCCCAUGCUCCCCAUUCCGGUCGCAGAACCACGUCUCAUGGGAGGAAAGUGUGCUUCAAAUGCAGUCAGAAGACAAGUCCAGGCUCCAGUACUUGUCAAGCCUCGCUGUCGCGAAGAAAUCUGUGGUGCCUAUUGCCUCAGGGAGAGGGAUUAUACAAAGCCCAACUUAUGUGGUGAGGGCUAUGAUUGGAACACCUCCACAAACAUUCCUUAUGGCUGUGGAUACCAGUAGUGAUGCUGCUUGGGUGCCCUGCUCUGGCUGCAUUGGCUGCCCUUCUUCCACUUUCGCUUCCGAAAAAUCGACAUCUUACAAGACUCUUGGCUGUCAAGCUCCCCAAUGCAAACAGGUCCUCAACCCCACCACUUGCACCGCCAUUGCUUGCAGCUUCAACACAACCUACGGAGGCUCCACGGUGGCGGCAAACCUCUCACAAGAUUCCUUAAAACUCGCAUUAGACGUCAUCCCAAGCUACACUUUCGGGUGCAUCCAGAAGACCACAGGCAACUCGGUGCCACCACAAGGCCUUCUAGGCCUCGGCAGGGGUCCAUUGUCACUACUGUCACAAACUCAGAGCCUCUACAAAUCCACAUUCUCUUAUUGCCUGCCUAGCUACAAGUCACCCAACUUCUCCGGUUCGCUCCGGUUGGGUCCCACCGCUCAACCCAUUCGGAUCAAGUACACCCAAUUGCUAAAGAACCCGAGAAGAUCAUCACUUUACUAUGUCAACUUAGUGGCCAUCAAAGUCGGCAAGAAAAUUGUUGACAUUCCGGCUAGCGCAUUCGCAUUCAAUCCCACCACCGGAGCAGGAACCGUUUUUGAUUCAGGCACCACCUUCACUCGGCUUGUGCAAUCAGCCUACAUUCCAGUGAGAAACGAAUUCCGCAGACGUAUGGGCAAAACCGCAACCGUAUCAUCGCUAGGCGGAUUCGACACGUGUUAUAAUGUCCCGAUCACCAUCCCCUCGAUCACAUUCAUGUUCUCCGGCAUGAACGUGACCCUGCCACAAGACAAUUUCCUGAUCCACAGCAGCUCUGGCAGCACCACUUGCCUCGCCAUGGCAGGGGCACCAGACAACGUGAACUCUGUCCUCAAUGUCAUUGCCAGCUUGCAACAACAGAACCAUAGAGUGCUCUUCGAUGUUCCAAAUUCAAGGCUUGGAGUAGCCCGGGAGACAUGCACUUAGAUUAAUUAAAAUUCCGUGUUAAAUUUCAAUAAUUAUCUGCCACUUAAUUUGGGUGAUCUUCUUUAAGCUUGUUUUGUUUUUGUUGGUUGCUGUGGCAUGCUGAAAUUUAGUGUACUUUUCUUUUUAA
This is a messenger RNA of Daucus carota subsp. sativus, 1684 nucleotides long. Its product is annotated as aspartyl protease AED3. The transcript is spliced from 3 exons. The coding region runs from base 238 to 1557 and encodes 439 amino acids. Gene Ontology annotation, molecular function: aspartic-type endopeptidase activity. Gene Ontology annotation, biological process: proteolysis. NCBI's taxonomy places the organism in Eukaryota, Viridiplantae, Streptophyta, Magnoliopsida, Apiales, Apiaceae. The record is from RefSeq and is a predicted model, not a curated record.